AAAAAUAAACAAAAAGCCGCACACUUUUCAUCUCGCCUUCUGCCAAUCGCAACAAUUAAAAAUGGAAAACUUCCCUUCAAGCUCACGCUCGACCUUCCGCAUCCCGCGGCGUCCAGCCGUACAAGCCACAAACACUUACAACACACCUCUCAUUGAUGGCAACGACCAGGCCGACAGAGACCGCCAAUUGCCACCAAACAAUCGCACACAUCGGGCGCAUCCCCAAAAUGCAGCCUCCACGUCGCAUCACCAUCGUCAGGGCCGCCAAGGUGGACGCAACCCACGCCGUCCAAACGCAAAUCAGCGCACCACCACUCGCCUGCCUUUCCCGACGACGGUCAUCGACUCAUGUGGCACGCGCGUUUUCGCCUUGCAUCCAGACGUUUACAACGCGCUCAGCAGCAGCGACAGAAGGAAUUAUAGGAGACAAAUGGGCAGCCAGGUGAAAAAGUUCCAAGAAAUCCUCCGCCGAAAGAGGGAAAUCAUUCACCAUUACCAUGAUUUGGGAACUAAAAAACUUCAGUUGCGCCUCCAGUCAAACUCGCGUCGCCAACAAGAGCAAAAGGAACCAUUCUAUGCCCUCCGAGUGUCCUCCAUUGAUGACCUCCCUCCCUUGCUGCACGAAAGUCUUGUCCACAUAAGCCAGCAAACAACAACCUCAGAUCGAGGAAUUGCCCUUCCUGAAGGUGAACCAGAAACACCCACGCCUCCCACUGAAGUAGUCGCAGCCCCAAGCGCGACCCCAAAGUCUUCCAGUUCCUCAAGCUCUUCGGACUCCUCAUCCAGCUCAGACUCCGACAGCUCAUCAACUCCGUCAAGCCCAGCCACCAGCGUGACCAGCAACCCCAAACGCCGACGCGUGUGAAUGUUGAGUACAGACAAAUCCCAAGAGGAAUGAACUUUUAAUUUUGCCACAAUUCUGCCAAAAGUCGCGGAAAACAAAUUGUCCCUAGUUGGCCAAAUAUUCAAUUUUCAAGAUCAUCUUAGUCGCCCAAGUCGCGACAAAAACUUUCUGUCCUUGUCGACAAAGAAAAAUUUUAAUUUUGUUCCUGAAAAAGCUGCCAGGUAGCAGCGCCAAAUUGUCCAAGUUGACAAUACUCCGGACUGACUUACCAAGUUGUAAGCAGUCAGAUUGAUUGCCCAGUUGCAAAAGCCAUUGAAAAGUAAAACUCUAAUUGCCCAGUCGCGAACGAGUUAAUUCUCAGCCAAGUUGCUCAGAUUUUCACUUGGCCAAAUUUUCAAGAGAGAAGACAACUAAGAAGAACACACACACACACUUUUAAUUUCAAUUAAUUAGUCUCAAAAGUUUUCUCUUUUACAAAAAAUUCCUUGCCGUAAAUUUUUUUCCUUUCCCGGCGGGAUAUUUGAGACCAUAAUUUCAAUUAAAAAUAAAUUAAAUUUUAAUUCUAAAUUUAAAAGCAAUUAAAGUCACUUUCACAAACAAAUGUUUAAAUAAAAAUUAAAUCAAAUCAAAAAGUAAAUUCCAAUAAAAUAAUUAAUGUAAUUAUUUUAUUCAAAUUAAUUAAUGUCAAUUAAACUCAAUUAAAAUCAAACAAAGCUAGACGGACAACAUGAAUCCGUAAAAUGUACUAAGGCCAAAAUAAAACAAGCCUCCCGCUUCUCUCCUUCUCUUUGAGUGA
Messenger RNA from Neocloeon triangulifer, 1640 nucleotides. RefSeq names its product inactive protein tyrosine kinase pTKL-like. The coding region runs from base 62 to 865 and encodes 267 amino acids. The record is from RefSeq and is a predicted model, not a curated record. The transcript has 2 exons. NCBI's taxonomy places the organism in Eukaryota, Metazoa, Arthropoda, Insecta, Ephemeroptera, Baetidae.